Molecule: messenger RNA, 1466 nt
Organism: Labeo rohita (rohu)
Lineage: Eukaryota; Metazoa; Chordata; Actinopteri; Cypriniformes; Cyprinidae
Gene: hacd2
Product: 3-hydroxyacyl-CoA dehydratase 2
Biological process (GO): very long-chain fatty acid biosynthetic process; sphingolipid biosynthetic process; fatty acid elongation
Cellular component (GO): endoplasmic reticulum membrane
Molecular function (GO): 3-hydroxyacyl-CoA dehydratase activity
Source: RefSeq, a predicted model, not a curated record
UCCAUUCACAAGCACCUCCUAUACAUGUCAGCAAGGCCACACGCCUUUAUUCACCGGGACCAUUUGGAUGAUCCAGUCUUUCUAAUGAUAGUUCAGUCAUGUCGGCACCUGCCAUGGGGACCAGCAAAACAGCGCACAGUGAUUCCAGUAACAAGAAGAAAAGGGGACCCGGAACGCUGGCCACCGCAUAUCUGGUCAUUUACAACGUGGUUAUGACAGCAGGAUGGCUGGUCAUUGCUGUUGGUCUGGUUCGUGCAUACCUUGCGAGAGGAAGCUACCAUGGUCUUUAUUACUCAAUAGAGAAGCCCCUAAAGUUCUUUCAGACUGGUGCCCUCCUUGAGAUAUUGCAUUGUGCAGUGGGAAUUGUUCCCUCCUCGGUGGUCCUGACUGGGUUCCAAGUGAUGUCGCGGGUGUUUCUUACCUGGGCAGUGACACACAGUGUUAGAGAAGUCCAAAGUGAAGACAGUGUUCUCCUCUUUGUGGUGGCCUGGACGGUCACGGAGAUCAUCCGUUACUCUUUCUACACCUUCAGCCUGCUCAACCAUCUGCCUUACCUCAUCAAAUGGGCAAGGUACACAUUUUUUAUCGUGCUGUACCCUAUGGGAGUGGCAGGGGAACUUUUGACGAUCUACGCCGCGUUGCCAUACGUGCAAAAAACAGGGCUAUACUCCAUCACCUUGCCUAACAAAUACAACUUCUCCUUUGACUACCACACCUUCCUCAUCCUCAUCAUGAUCUCCUAUAUCCCCUUAUUCCCUCAGCUCUAUUUCCACAUGAUGCGCCAGAGGAAGAAAGUUCUGGGUCACGUGGAGGAGUACAGCAAAGUGGAAUAACUCGCCUUGCAGUUGCCGCACACAGCAGACUGAUCGCACCGAAAACAGAAACAAGCGGAUAACCUUUAAAAGCCACACUACAGAUUUGUUUAAAAAAAAAAGACAAGGUGUUCUUGUCAGUUAAACAGGCCAGAUAUGCAGAAUGAUUGUUAACGAUAUUAUUUGGGUCCAGAACUGUUGCAGUUGGUGAUUUUAGGCAUCCUGUAACUACACAAAUGGUGUUUAAAAGGAGAAGGAAUGUCAUUCCCAUACUAGUACAUCAGCUACUGUGUGCAGACAUUUUUAUUUUUAAUUCUAAAUGUAGAAUUGCAGACCAAAUAUUGUAGCAGAUAUCAUUCAGACAAAGGGCAAAAAUACAGUUAGCUGCAUCUGGUGGUGUUAACCAGAAGAAAUGUUUCAUCAUUUUCCUGUGUGGUGUGUUUUGUACACUGUAUUUCAGAUGUUUGAAUCUAAUUGACUUAAAUCUCUCUGUUUCUCAUCGAUUUACUUUAUAUUUGAGUAUGAUUCAUAACUCAAACCGUACUUGACUUUCACACUACCUAUGCGUCUACUGAUUCCCAUCAUGAUUACUGUUAGUAUUUUCUUUUUUGUUUUGUUUUGUGCUGUGUUUCUUAAAGGAUCAAUGUUAAUGGA